Molecule: messenger RNA, 486 nt
Organism: Darwinula stevensoni
Lineage: Eukaryota; Metazoa; Arthropoda; Ostracoda; Podocopida; Darwinulidae
Source: the annotation of a GenBank genome assembly
ACUGACUCUUCUGAAAUAUAUGCCUUUCCUUUGCAGGGGAAGUAUUAUCUAUUCAUCGAGCAGAGUUCUCAGCUGUACCGCAGUUUCCUGCCAAUCCAUGCGUGGAUCCACUAUCUUAUCUUCAGCUUCCAGGGUGUGGGCCGUGUCUUUGGCUACAUCCUGGGGGGCAUCUAUGUCCUUGCCAAAAUCAAGGACAUUUUUGCACAUGUGAAGGCAUGGCGGGUUGCUCUUGUCAGAGUCAUGCAGAAUGUGACAUAUGGGACAGUACCAAACAAGGAGCAGAUUGAAGCAACAGGAAACCAAUGUGCCAUCUGCCAGGACGAUCUUCAUAGCCCAACACUGCUGCACUGCAGCCACAUCUUCUGUGAAGAGUGUGUGGCCACGUGGUUUGAUCGAGAACGAACCUGCCCGAUGUGUCGGGCUCAGGUGGCCGAUGAUCCACAGUGGCGUGAUGGAUCCACCACCUUCUUUCUUCAGAUCUUUUGA